This is a messenger RNA of Pecten maximus, 531 nucleotides long. RefSeq lists its product as uncharacterized. The transcript has a single exon. The coding region runs from base 1 to 531 and encodes 176 amino acids. The record is from RefSeq and is a predicted model, not a curated record. Lineage: Eukaryota; Metazoa; Mollusca; Bivalvia; Pectinida; Pectinidae.
AUGGAGGGACCCUUAUAUGAAGACAUAUUUAGGUUGGACAAGUACCUCGUGAAUGGAGUCGACUUACACUUGAAACUAUUUCGUAACAGAGCUCCGUUUGUGAUAAUGAGUGGUGAGGACAGUCCAGCAUACAAGUUUGAAAUACUCGACGUGGCAUUCAAAGCUUGCAUGGUCAGGGUUGAUAGUGGCGUUCUCAUCAAUCAUGCCGCAAUACUCAAGGAGGUCACGGCAGAGUACCCUCUGACGAGAACUGAAGUAAAGAUGAACACGAUCUCCUCCGGGAUUGGUACGUUCAUCUGGCAGAACGUCUGGUCCAACAAUUUACCUACAAAAGUGUAUUUCGCUUUUGUUAAACAGACGGCAGUGAACGGAGAUUACACUAAAAAUCCGUUCAAGUUCUUGAACCUUGCGCAAGAAAUCGGUCUGUACGUUAACGGAGAAAGCAUACCUGCUCGCCCCAUUAAAAUGGACGUAGGAGACAACAGAAAUUACGUCACACCAUUUGUCAACCUUUUUGAAGUAGCCGAAUAA